Molecule: messenger RNA, 915 nt
Organism: Parasteatoda tepidariorum (common house spider)
Lineage: Eukaryota; Metazoa; Arthropoda; Arachnida; Araneae; Theridiidae
Source: RefSeq, a predicted model, not a curated record
AUGAAUAUGAAACUCACCAUAAAUCACUUAUUCGAUGAUAGUUUAUUUAGAGAGUACAAGCAAGACAGCCUCAGCGUAGAAAAAAUGGGCAUAGUAACUGUCGCAAAUGAAAUUUUUAAAAGCACAUAUUAUGAUAAUGGUGUUCGCAAAAGUAGGCCUAAUGUGUUCACAAGCGAUUUCAAUUUGAACUGCAGUUUGAUGCUUUAUGAUCAUUUCAAUUCACCUGCAAACUAUUACAAGAGUAUGCGUUCGUUGAAAAACUUGCAAAAAUUUGCUACUGAUUUCAAUUGUUUGUACCAAAGUGGUCAGCCAACUAUACAGAAGGUAGUAGAAGAUGUUGGCAGGAGUGCCAAAAGGGCAAAGAAACGUGUGGCGGAAAAAGAAUGUGUGCAAACAUCCGCUGAGACUCCUACUGUCCAACAAUCCGGCAAUUUAUUGAAUGAUGUGGAAAUAAUAGUGGACAAUCAAAUGUUUUUUGCUCACAAAUCCAUAUUAGCUGCCCAUUCGCCUUUAUUUUUCCAAAUGUUGUGUCACGAGUCCAAAACGAAUGUUAUUGACAUCAGUGGAUUUUCUACUGAAACAACUGGAUGCUUCAUUAAGUAUUUGUAUUCUGGUGAAAUUGACGACAAAUCUUGGACAACUAUCCAAGAGCUGUAUUCGAUGGCCUUUAAAUAUGAUGUUCAUACUUUGAUGCGAGAUUGUGGUGAAAUAUCAUCCACAUUUUUGUCUAUUGAUACUGUUUGUGAAAUACUUAAAAUGGCUUACGAGUACAGAGAUGAUUUUUUGAAAUUAGAAGCAACGAAAUUUGCCUUAAAACAUAUUAAAGAGUUAAUUCUUAAGGUUGAGUGGAAAGAUAUGAUUAAUGUAAAUCCACAUAUCGGAUAUGAUGUGAUGAAGAAGUAUGUUCUUAAGUAG